This is a messenger RNA of Eleginops maclovinus (Patagonian blennie), 1645 nucleotides long. It is a transcript of the gene hoxa13b, whose product is annotated as homeobox A13b. The transcript is spliced from 2 exons. Gene Ontology annotation, biological process: regulation of transcription by RNA polymerase II. Gene Ontology annotation, molecular function: DNA-binding transcription factor activity, RNA polymerase II-specific; RNA polymerase II cis-regulatory region sequence-specific DNA binding. The coding region runs from base 1 to 873 and encodes 290 amino acids. The record is from RefSeq and is a predicted model, not a curated record. NCBI's taxonomy places the organism in Eukaryota, Metazoa, Chordata, Actinopteri, Perciformes, Eleginopidae.
AUGACCGCUUCAUUACUCCUCCAUUCGCACUGGAUUGACCCAGUGAUGUUUCUCUACGACAACGGCUUGGAUGAAAGAAGCAAGAAUAUGGAAGGAUUUACUGGGGGCAAUUUUGCUGCAAACCAGUGCAGGAAUUUGUUAGCGCAUCCAACCUCGCUGGCUCCGAGCACCACUUACGCUGCAAGUGAGGUGCCAGUCUCUGGCAUGGGGGAGCCUGGCAAACAAUGCAGCCCCUGUUCUGCCACUCAGAGCUCGCCCAAUGCAUCUUUGCCUUAUGGAUAUUUUGGCAGCAGUUAUUACCCAUGUAGGAUGUCACACGGCGGCGUGAAGCCUUGCGCGCAACCCUCUGGUUAUGGCGAUAAAUACAUGGACUCAGCUGUAUCUGGUGAGGAGUUUUCCUCCAGGGCAAAGGAAUUUGCGUUUUACCAGGGUUAUUCCUCGGGUCCUUACCAGCCCAGCUACUUGGACGUCCCUGUCGUACCAGCGCUGAGUGCUCCAUCUGAGCCAAGACAUGAGUCUCUGCUGCCCAUGGAGCCAUACCAGCCUUGGGCCAUCACCAAUGGUUGGAGUGGUCAAGUUUACUGCAGCAAGGAGCAGCCACAGUCAAAUCCUCUUUGGAAAUCCUCAUUACAAGACAACAUAUCUGGUGGAGACAGCUCUGUCCGUCGUGGGAGAAAGAAGCGUGUGCCUUACACCAAGGUGCAGCUUAAAGAACUGGAAAGGGAGUACGCCGCCAAUAAAUUCAUCACCAAGGACAAAAGGAGGAGGAUAUCCGCGCAGACUAACCUGACAGAGAGACAAGUGACAAUCUGGUUUCAGAACAGGCGCGUAAAGGAGAAGAAAGUCGUCAUUAAAUUCAAGAGCUCCAGUUAGCUCAGGGGAUACAGAAACAGGAGGUGAAGAGAAAAAAAAACUUUGUUAUAAUUUAUUACAUUAUGAACGGGUUCUUUGUGGCCAUAGCGACUCUGUUUUGACCUACACAUUUCCUUCCUCACAUUUUAAUUGGAACCAGUCGAUGCGGCCUGUUGACAGAAGAUCGGAAAUAGUUUGCAACAUAUUGGACAGGGCGACUCAGCGAAGGAUGUAGGAUGUCCUGAAAAUAUUGACCCAACCAAAAGACAUUUGCCUUAAAGGCAAGGGACACCCCAAGUCUGCGCUUUUAUUCUACUAUAUCCAAUCCAGAAAUUAAGACUGAAAUUAAUUGCUAUAUUCGUCUUUAGACAGAUGCGGUGGUAAACAAAUAGGUGAACCUCAACUUCAGUCUGUGGUCAUCACAAAGAAAACAAGUUAAACUGUUAUUAAUAUUAUUGUUAUAACAUUACAAAAAGUUAAUGCAAAUAUAUGUAGAAUAUUCAUUUACAAUAGUAAAAAAUAUAUAUAAAAUAUGCUAUAGCCUACAACACUUAUUGUGUGUCAAGGCCGACAUGAAAAAAAAGAUUUAGAUAAACUCCUUUUCAUAGUUUGGAAGAAAGAAAGUUUGCAUACAUCCCUGUCUCUUGCAUUUAAAACAAGCAUCUAUCUGAUAACGCGUUAUCACUCGUGAAACAAGCCUGAGCAUUUCAAUAUGUUUGACCACAAGGUUUUCUAAACACUAUUUUCUGAACACAGGAUUUUACUCAAUGUCCUGCAUUUCCGCCUGUCAGUC